UUUCAUAGUCGGUCCGUUCGGAAAGGUUCAUUUAAAAGGGGCACUUGGAGCGCUCGCCUGUGGGCGUUUGUGCGCAAGCGUGGUAAGUUGACAUUACAUGGCGUUUCCUGUCGGGACAAGUUGCCAGAAGGAGGUCCUUCGGUUAUUCCCUGGAAGUUUUUUUUUUUUUUUUUUUUUUUUUUGCGAAACGGUGAUUUUAAACAAGCAUGAAUAGUCCUUCGGAGGCAGUGAGGCUAACAGCAAAUAAAUGUCUGCAGCAACUUUAAUGUCCUGACGCCAUGGAUGUGGGAUUAAUGCUGUAUAACAAUUUGAAGGAUGUGACAUGGAGCGCGACGACGGUACCUUUAGACCGACUGGUCAGUGUUUACAGGCUGCCGCAGAUUGUCCGCCUCGACUGUGGGGAGUUAGUAGAGGGACUUCAAGAGAACGACUACGUUUUAAUUCAUUCGAGUCGGCAAUGGACGACAGUUACUGCCCACAGUCUGGAGGAAGGCCAUUAUGUUAUUGGGCCAAAAAUAGAAAUACCUGUUCAUUAUGAAGGCCAGUUUAAAUUGCUGGAACAGGACCGAGACAUAAAGGAGCCAGUGCAGUACUUCAGCAGUGUGGAAGAAGUUGCAAAAGCAUUUCCUGAACGAGUGUAUGUGAUGGAGGAUAUAACGUUCAAUGUUAAGGUGGCUUCAGGGGAAUGCAAUGAGGAUACUGAAGUUUACAAUAUUACCUUGAGUACUGGAGAUGAGCUCACUUUAAUGGGGCAGGCAGAAAUUCUAUAUGCAAAAACCUCCAAAGAAAAAUCGAGGCUUAAUACAAUAUUCAAGAAGAUUGGAAAACUGAACUCCCUCAGCAAACUUGGGCGUGGUAAGAUGCCCUGCCUAAUCUGCAUGAACCACAGGACCAAUGAAAGCAUCAGUCUACCUUUCCAGUGUAAAGGCAGGUUUAGCACUCGUAGCCCUCUUGAGCUGCAAAUGCAGGAGGGCGAGCAUACAAUUCGCAAUAUUGUCGAAAGGACCCGGCUACCUGUCAACGUCACUGUACCCAGCACCCCACCUCGAAACCAAUAUGACCUUCAUCUCAUCCGGGAAGGUCACCGUUAUAAGCUUGUCAACAUUCAGACUAAAACAGUUGUGGUCUGCUGUGUGCUCCGCAGCAACAAGAUCAUCCCCAUCCACUUCCCCCUCCAUCUGGCAGUGCCUAAGUUCAUCAUUCCAGAGGGACUCCUACAGAAUGAAUUAUGGUUGGACACUAUGGUACAUCGCUGGUUCAGCUUCUGUCAAGAGCAGUUUGACAUAGAUGACUAUUCUCGUGCUGUACGGAAUGUGAGGACAGAUUGGACUGAAGAUGGCAAGAGCCCCAAGAAAAACGGCAGUAAAAAUGGGUCCAGUAGCAGUAAUUGUCAAGCGCAGACCAAUGUUCCCAGCUCUCUUACCUAUGCUCGUGAUGAACUUACUCAGUCAUUUCAUAGACUGUCUGUAUGUGUGUAUGGGAGCAAUCUCCAUGGAAACAGUGAAGUCAAUUUACAGGGAUUUAAGAAUCUGUAUGAAGACUGGACUUUAGUCCCACAUGAUUCUUUGCACUCUGACUCUGUCGACAGCAAUUACCUAUUCCCUGAAUUGGUGGAAGACUCAGGGCCACCUGUCCUCAUAAAAUCAGAUCUUCCAUAUGAAGAGCUAUGGUUAGAUCAAAGUGUAUCUCAGCAGCCUGCACAGUCUGCAUCUAUUAGAAAAAAUGUCAUCUGUGACAGCAGCUGGGGUUGUUUAAACUCCAAAUGUUGUCCAGUUGCUUCUGCACCCUACCCUGCCUCAGGAUCAGUGGCAGUCUCUGAAAUUCAUCUACCUCCACCCCCUCUGCCUCCGAAGUCAGAAGCCGUAAAGGAAGAAUGCAGACUUCUAAAUGCCCCUCCUAUUCCUCCACGAUGCUCCAGGACAACCACAACCAACCAUUCUGUUUCACAUUUAACUACCAAGCACCAGCAGCAACAAACCCGCUGUCCUAGCCCUACCUUGUCAUACUAUUCAUCAGGAUUGCACAGCAUAGGACUUUCUGAAAAAGGCUUUGAACAGUCAGAUGAACAAAACACUGUGUGCUCUCCAUGCAGCUGGAUGAAACCUGUUACACCUGAAGAUGACAAAAUGUCAGCCUUUGGAAGUCAUUCAUCAGAAGCAGUUCUUUUCAGACUCUCUUGGCCAAACAACUUUACUGAAAAGGAUUUUCAGAAGGAUAAUGCCACUUCACCAGUGCUGUGUCAAAGUUACUAUAGCUAUCCUCGGCAAAAAACGUCAAAUACACCCAAGGGAUUUACUUCUGCAUCAUUUGAUGCAGAUGGGAAGGUUACAGACAGGAGGAUUUUGCCCUCAAGAUCUUGUGAAGCUUCUUAUGCACCUCCUUACAGCUGUUCCUUGGAAAUGUAUAGUGGAAAGACCAUAGCCAGUUGUAGCACAAAGCAGAGUUCAUCAUGUCCAAUUUUGCCACCAAGAGUGCCUAAAUCAGUUGAGCAAAAGAAAGAUGUGGACUUUCCUUCAUUGACUGGGACUUCUAAUGAAGUGGAACAUGGAGCGCAGAAUUAUCUAAUGGACAAAGAAGAUAACCACGCAUUUGCCACCAAAGGCAUGAAGGAUGACAUCUCAGUGUCACAUUGCUUUUAUUCCCCUCUGCAGUACCAAAAUGAUCAACAAUCAUGCAGUUCACAGUGGAAGCCACCUAAUAAUCUUUCUGGGCUUUCAAUUGAAGAGGUCUCUAAUUGUCUGAGCUUCAUAGGCCUCCCAGAAGACAUAGUGUCUUUGUUUGUUAGAGAAAAAGUAGAUGGCAGUUUACUUGUACAACUCACAGAGGAUAUUUUAUCUGAAGAUUUUAAACUAAGCAAUCUGCAAGUGAAAAAACUUAUGCAAUUCAUUAGUGGUUGGAGGCCCAAAAUGUAGCAUACAUAAAAUCUGUAUUUGGGAGAACAGACUGACAUUGUCACCGUCUGUUGCACUUAGAAGAAGUUGUAAAUGCAACAGCGCUGGUACAAUGCAGUAGUUGUCAUUGGUGUUUUUUUUAAAUUUGUGUACAGCUAUAAACAGAGGUACUUUGUUAAUUGUGUAUUUCCUAAUAUAUCCUAGACAUCACUAAAUGGUUUUUAACCUGUUGAGGAACAUUGACAGUCUGUUGCUAAACUUGUUCUCAGAAACCUAGAGCCUUACAGAAACCAGUUGUGUGUGUGUGUGUGUGUGUGUGUGUGUGUGUGUGUGUGUGUGUGUGUGUGUGUGUGUGUGUCUAUAUGUAGACAGACAUAAAGUAUACAUACACACCAUUGUCAGAAAAAGUUUGUAAAUCUUUUGGAAUUCUUUGGAUUAUUUGGCUCCUAAAAUGUGAUAUGAUUGUGUGUGUCAUAAUAAUAAAUUCUUAUUUAACAAACUGCACACAACACUUUAUACAUCCAUACCUUUAUUGAACAAGUAGUUUAAACAAUCAAGGUCACUGAUGGAAAAGGAGUCCGUAGGAUUUUGUCAUCUUGAAAAUCCGGGAGUUGCAGUCAGGUGUGCCAAUUUGUUCAGAUGUGGAUUUGACCUGCCCUGCUGUAUUACAAAAAGGAAACCUUGUUUUGAUUGCCUGCUCUUCAUAGCAGAAUUCUGCUGAAGUGCAUUAUAGCCCUUUCAAAAAAGAUUUUGGAGGACUUGGAAGAAAAGAUUGCUGAAGCCCAUAGAACUGGAAAGGGUUACAAAGAAAUUUCUAGACACUUAGCCUCCAUCAGUCUACAGUAGUCCUAAAAGCCCCAUUGCUGUUAUUCCUUGGUGUGGGUGUCCUACAAACCAGUGCAAGGGCUUCUACAAUCCUCAGACAAGUGACAGCACUAGGUUGACAGCUAAGGCUAUGCAGACGCCUCUUGCACUUCAUAAUGCCAGUGUUCUUGGGUCUGUCUUAAGAAAAAAACAACGAGAGUAGUGUUCUUGGGAGGUCAUCAUUUAGGAAACCAGUGCUCCCCAAAAGAUAUUGCUGCCAAGUUUAAAGACCACCAACAUCUUUCACUGUACUGCUGGAAUGUUUUGUGACAGAAGUUGAACACUUUGGCAGAAAUGCAGAGUGCUAUGUUUUGAGGGAAAAGUUAUAUUGUGAUGUUCAAAAAUUUGAACUUACUGUACAUAAUGUAAUGUUUGGUUAAAAAAAAAAAGAUAAUGAAUACCACCAUCAAAACCUCAUCUCACCUGUGAAGCGUGGUAGAGGGAGUAUAAUGGUGUGGGGCUCCUUUAGCACCUCAGGGCCUGGAUAGUUUGCAAUCAUUGAGGGACCUAUGAUUUCCAAAUUGAAUCAAAAUUAUACAGAAUGUCACGAUGAUCUGUCUGUCACCUAAAACUCAAAAGAAGUUGGAUCAUACGAUGUGUCAGUGAUCCAAAACACAGGAGUAAAUCAACAACAGAGUGACUCAAAUAGAAGAAAGUCUGUAUUUUAGAAUGGCCAAGUCAGUGUACUGACCUCAGUACCGUUAAAAUACCGUGGUGUGAUCUGAAGCAGGCAGUUCAAGCAAGACAUCUCAAAAAAUAUACAGGAACUGAAACAGUUUUACACCAAAGAAUGGACCAAAACACCUUCUAACCUCUGUGCAGCUCGGAUCAGCAGCUAUAUAGAGCAUUUGAUUGAGAUUAUUCCCAAUAAUUGAGGUUUCACUAAAUAUAAGCAUUCACAUACUCCUCCCCCCCCCCCCAGUCAAUGACUGUGAUUGUUUAAAUCAUUUCUUCAGUAAAGAUACAAAAAAUGUAAACUUGUGUUUCUUAAAUAACCAUCUUUAUUUAAUAUCACGGUUUAGAUGAUCAGAUUUCAUUUUUUUGGAGACAUUCAUGCAUAAAUCCAGCUGAUUCUAAGGGGUUCACAAAAUUUUUCUCACAUUUAUGUGUGUA
Scleropages formosus (Asian bonytongue) is the source of this 4868-nucleotide messenger RNA. It is a transcript of the gene garem1, whose product is annotated as GRB2 associated, regulator of MAPK1. The record is from RefSeq and is a predicted model, not a curated record. NCBI's taxonomy places the organism in Eukaryota, Metazoa, Chordata, Actinopteri, Osteoglossiformes, Osteoglossidae. Gene Ontology annotation, molecular function: proline-rich region binding. The coding region runs from base 279 to 2912 and encodes 877 amino acids. Gene Ontology annotation, biological process: epidermal growth factor receptor signaling pathway; cellular response to epidermal growth factor stimulus. The transcript has 6 exons.